AUUAAAUUUCCACAAUCUGAACUGAGAUAGGGGUUAUACAGUUUGACGAGCAACGCAAAGGGGUGUGUCUUCACGUAACCAAACAGUGUGUUAAAGAAAAGGUCACCUGCCCGUCUGUGGCCCCAGUCCACCCUAACGACUGGAUUGUACGGACUGCCUACUUUGGGACGUGAUGGGGCUCCAGAAGUUUCUGAAUUGACAAAAGGUGUUCAUCGAGACAUCGGUGGCCCAUGACUCAGUCAGGAUGACCAUCAACAUCCUGAUAAUCUCCGUCUACACCAUCACCCUGACCAUGGGCGUGCCGGCCAACAUCCUGGCCUUCUACACCUUCUGCCGCAAGGUCCGCCGCAAUCCCACGGCCAUCGACGUCCUCCUCCUCAGCCUCACCAUCUCAGACCUCAUCUUUCUCACACUCCUGCCCUUAAAGAUAAAGGAGGCCCUGGACCAAAUGACCUGGACGAUGCCCCCCUUCCUGUGCCCCAUCACCAGCUUCCUGUUCUACACCACCAUAUACAACAGCACCCUGCUGCUGACGGCGGUCAGCCUGGAGCGCUACUUGGGCGUGGCCUUCCCCAUCAUGUAUUCGCGGUGCCGCCGGCCGCGCUACGCCGUCAUUGCCAGCGUCCUCUCCUGGGUGGUGUGCUCCCUCAACCUUGUGUUCGUGUACAUCGUGCCCAACCGCGACGCGUUUGUCAGGAACAACGGCUCGGACCUGACCACGCCCCAGUGCUACAUGAACUUCAGCGUGCAAGAGCUGGAAAUACUGAUGCGCGUGCGCCUGGAGCUCUUCUUUGUCCUCUUCUGCGUGCCCUUCUUCGUCUCCUGCUUCUGCUACGUCAACUUCAUCCGCAUCCUCUCCCGCCUGCCGCACAUCAGCCGGCGGCGGCGGCUCCGCGCUAUAGGCCUGGCCGUGGGCACCCUGCUGGUGUUUGCCGUCUCCUUCGGUCCCUACAACUUCUCCCACGUGGUGGGCUUCGUCCGCAAGGAGGACGAGUGCUGGAGGCAAGUGGCGCUGCUCGCCAGCACCUUCAACUCCUGCCUCGACCCCAUCAUCUUCUACAUGACCUCCUCGGAUGUCCGCAGCAUACUCCGUGGCGUCCUGCGCAACAUCACGGCCAAGCUGCACCUCCUCCGCUGCGGAGGUGGAGAAGGAGGAGGAGGUGCCCUGCUCCAGUGA
Gadus morhua (Atlantic cod) is the source of this 1177-nucleotide messenger RNA. Its product is annotated as free fatty acid receptor 2-like. The record is from RefSeq and is a predicted model, not a curated record. The transcript has 3 exons. Gene Ontology annotation, cellular component: plasma membrane. Gene Ontology annotation, molecular function: G protein-coupled receptor activity. Bases 245 to 1177 code for a protein of 310 amino acids. Gene Ontology annotation, biological process: cellular response to fatty acid; G protein-coupled receptor signaling pathway. Lineage: Eukaryota; Metazoa; Chordata; Actinopteri; Gadiformes; Gadidae.